UUUAGAAGUAGAAUAGAACUAAAUGUGUGAAAUUGGUAUCAAAAGCUCUGUGCGAUUGUUGUUUAUAUGUAUUGUGAUGAUUAUGAGUAAAACUACACUUGUCAUCAGGGAAAUGCGGAAAAUGCGUGUAGAGGUAUUAUAAAUAUGUAUUUUUUCCUUGCUUGUCACAAUCUUUUUCCAUUUGCAAGUUCAUUGUCCACACAAGAAUUUUAGUUUAUAAACCGAAAGAUUGCUUGAGGAAAAAGAAUAUUUUACAAAAAAAGAAGCACACAUUUAUUGCCAUAUCAUGAGCUUAGCAUUUUUCGUAUAUGGUGGUAUUGAACUCAAGUGUGGGUGCUUAAAAUUCUUUUAAUAAAAAUUCAUGAGAUAACCCUAUUUAAAAUUACAUUUGACAUUAUAUAAACCAAACACAUUAAAACAAAUUAAACGAGAUAGAGUCAUCAAUUUGGACUGUUCUAAUUAAUUCUCCAUCUUGCGUCUGUUUUACGCGAUGAUCGCUCUUAUUGUAAUGCGUCGUAUAUAUGAUCUCUGCGAUUGCGAUGGGAAGCCAAGUGCGAAAAGUGGGAGUUGUUAGGUAAAGAUCAGCUGAAUUUAACGCUACUACAACACACGAUCAAGUAUGAAGUUGAUGGUGUAGGGUGAGACGCUAUUCUUGAAAGACAUCGAAAUGUGAGACGCGGUAUAAAAGAUUUUAGUUCUUUCUGAAGAUUGCCUCGAGGCGGUUCACUCUAGCAAAACGGCUUCUCAUCCCAUUGGUAAAUAAAAUCGUCGCGCAAUUCGCGCUUUGGUUGAAAAAAAAAGUGAGCAAAAUACGAUAAACAAAAAAAAUUAAAUAAUAGAAUAGAUAGAAAUUAACACAUUUUGGCCUUCGUGGCAAUUUUGUGGUAUUGCUUUUGUACGAUUAAUUUUAUAACUUCUAAAACCGGACAUCUACCUAUAAAUUGUGUGAAAAAUUGCUUAUUCGUGGUGAUUUUCCCAAAUGUUAUGUAUAUAUAUUUGUGCGUGAAUCGUCCAUGAAAGUGUUUGAAAAAUUUGGAGAUACAGACAACGUGUUGAGUUGCUUGAAAUAGCACAGUGUGUUUAUUUUUCUCCCGAGAUCGUGCGAAAAGCUCACAAUCAGAGAAAAAAGCUGUGUGAAACCAGAACUGUGUGUUUGGUGUAUAUAAAUGUAGUGUCUUUUAUCCUUAAAGACUAUUUUUGAGUACAUCUACACCACUUGAUCGUGAGCAUUUGACAUGGCACCACCUGAGAGGGUUGGACACCCUCAUGAUAAUACAACUGCAAAUCAUUGAAAGAAAAAAAUAAGCAGUGCUCUUUCGAAGAAGGAAUCACAGCUGAAAUUGGCGCGUUCUAACAGUGACUUAAUUCCCAGUUUUGCAUGAUUUUUUUUCAUGAGUGAUAAGUGAUAUAAACGAGGUGCUCUACUUAAGGGGAAAUAAAAAAGCCUGAUUUGUUCUUCCUUUUGCGCGGUAACGACAACACAAACUUCCCAAUUAGUUGAAUUUGUCAUCGAGUGAGGAUACGUUCUUGUGCUCUGAUCCAGCGCAACAAAGUCAAUGGGUGAGAUUCAGUGAUUCGACAUUCGCAACUGAUGUCAACUGCAAUGCUGUAUCAUUAUCGAGGACGAGUGACAAGUCUGCAAAAAAGGCACAUUCCCAACUGCAGGAAUCCUGCAAUCAGACUCUGCAUUGUCCCUCAGGAUACACGGCAGUCUCCGCUGAACCGACAAAUUCGCUUUGCUACUCUGGGGACCCCGCUCCAGCCCAUCGAGACGACGCUUGUACAGAGCCUAGUAGACAAUUUGUCCCAUCGCAAGAGGCGCUGAUUGAGGAAAAUUCAACGCUACAUAGUUCCCAUCCAUCUCCUGAGGUCCCAGAAGAAAACCCAACGACGCCUGAUGCUAAUUCACCAGUCGACCAGUUUGUCAUCUUACCAAACCGAGAUAUAGCAACCAAUCGUGCUGCCUGUAAAUGUGCUGACACAUCAGGGGGCGAGUAUAUUAAAGGGAGCUCAUGCACCGAUUCAUCUCAACUCAUUCACGACCCACUGUGGAACUUGGUAGUGUCGGAAAGAUGUAUUCGCCAUCGACAAGGUGUGAUACCCGAUGAUUUGUACUCGCGACAAGUGCCAAAUUGCCAAAGUGAUUCUCGAGUGACUGUUCAUAAACAAUUUCGUGAUAUUUUGUGCUUUUGCCUGCCACUGAAGCCCCUUCCGGCCAAAUUAAGUGCCACAUUCGAUAGUUCCUCUAAAUUUGCCACCGCCACAAUCAUGAUGCUGCGAUCGAUGAAGCUUAAAGAACGCCUAGCCGUUGGCUUUGGUGUUUCUCUUGUGCUUUUCACGCUGCUACUGGUGGUAGAUUUGCAGAUGGACUUGGGUGUUUCUAAGAAUCACAUUGUUCCAGCGCAUGCAAAAGUUAAAUACGUCCAGACUGAAGAUAAGAAUGGUGUUUUUGAAGGAUUUAAGAGAAAGUUUUUACAGAAAAGCAAUUCUUCCGGCUCGAAAGAGGCCUCUACAACGAGUCAUAGUCGUGCUCGUACGGACACAAGUGGUCCUGGCCAGAAAAUACCCACGCAACCGCCUGUACACGAUAAAUUUACGGACCUUCUCACUAUUCUAAUGGAACCCAGGCAAAUUGGUACUGUGAUAGUGAACUCAGAUCCGGAUGAGUUCAAUCCCUGUUUGGAGGAUCUCCUGGAUAUGACAAUAAGUAAAAACGCCACCAACUUGGAAAAGUUCCAAUUACGAAUAUGCAAAAGAGAAUUGUACCCAGAAAAUGAUCAACGGGUUUCGGCUGUUAUUAAUGAUAUGGCUACAUUACCAAUAACACAUGUUGUUCAAAAGGAAGGUGGAACGCAAAUAAAGCUCAUCAUUGAAUAUCAAAACGAUGUAAAAGCUCUAUUCAAGCCAAUGAGAUUCCCACGGGAUCAACAGACUCUGCCAAAUCAUUUCUACUUCACUGACUUUGAGAGACACACUGCAGAGAUUGCAGCAUUCCAUCUUGAUGGACUCAUGGGCUUCCGGCGAGCCAUGCCUGUCGUGGGACGAACAUUGAAUAUUACAACAGAAAUUUAUCAAGUCUGCGAUGAUGAAUUACUUAAGACGUUUUUUGUGUCGCCAUCGAAUAACUUGUGCUUUCACGGGAAGUGCUCCUACUACUGCGACACCUCCCAUGCAAUUUGUGGCAACCCCGACACUCUCGAAGGAUCCUUUGCUGCCUUCCUCCCCAUGUACGAGCAAGCAGGUCGAAAGGUUUGGCGUCAUCCAUGGCGGCGUUCGUACCACAAGCGGAGGAAAGCUCAGUGGGAAACAGAUGCUGACUAUUGUUCAAUGGUGAGAGAUAUUCCACCAUACGACCAGGGUAGACGACUCCUCGACCUAAUGGACAUGUCUGUAUUUGACUUUCUCAUGGGGAACAUGGAUCGCCAUCACUACGAAACCUUCAAGAUUUUUGGCAAUGACACAUUCCCACUCCAUUUGGACCAUGGACGAGGUUUCGGAAAACCAUUCCACGACGAACUAACUAUCCUGGCCCCAGUGCUCCAGUGCUGCCUAAUUAGAGCUUCAACACUCGAAACUCUGCUCAGAUUCCAUAAUGGGAAGCACCUCUCAGAAGCAAUGAGGGAAUCAAUGGCAAAAGAUCCCAUUGCUCCAGUUCUUUGGGAGCCACAUCUGGAGGCCCUCGAUCGACGAGUUGGAAUUAUUCUUCAAGGCAUUCGUGACUGUCUCAAAAAGAAUAACCAUGAAGAAGUGAUAAUUUCCAAUGAUCUUUCAUAGCACAAAAAAUCCAAAGUUCCAUCCAUUUAGGAACUUCGCUGAUAAGCAGAAGAAGUCCUUUAUUUGACGCCAAGAUUUUUUCAAUGAAAUUGAACAUUUUGACGGCUUUAUUUGUGUCUAUAUAGGAGUAUAAAGCAAAUAUAAAAAUUCUUUAUGGCCUGAAAAUUUUAUUAAAAAAUACUAUCGAUUGCUUUAAAAAAAAAAUUGACGAAGAGGAAAAAGAUAUUUCCUAGUUUUAGAGGUGAUUAAAAAAAGUGCGAUGAUUUUGAAUGUUUGUAAUUUAUGUACAUACAUACUACAUAAUAUUGUUACAAUGUCGAUGCUUUUGAUCGAAAUUGUCAAUUUUUAUUCUCGGUGUCUGAAAAACCAUCUAGUGCCAAAUAAAUUGUUUAUUAUUGUCAUCAAAACGUAUAAUAAAAGUAAAAACAACAUUUAAGAAUUUACCAAGCUUAUUUAUGCUUUAAUAAAUAAAAAAAAACAGAAAAGAUAAUAAAUAAAUGUUCCACGUUAUUAUAGGAGUUCUGGCGUAGAUUUCAUUCCAUAAUGCGAAAAAGAAUGGAAAAUCAUGCUGGAUAUGUCGGUUUGAAAAAGGAGUGUUGCUCUUAUGCAAUAGAAUGUAAUUCUUGCUAUAUAUUUGUGAUCUUUUCUCUUCAAGGACACGUUCUCUUUGUUACCAAUUUGCAAUGCAAACUACCUACAUUUUUUACUAUAUACAUAUGUAGUCGUUAUAUUUUCUACUUCAACAUAUAGUAAAAAGAUAAAUUUAUGUGUAAAACUGUAACAGAAGAGGAACCAUCGUGGAUUACUGUGAAGAGAUAAUACCAGAUUAAGGGAUUUAAAAAAAAGAAUAAUUUUGUGUAUAAAUGAGAGUAAUACCUAUCUAUUUAAAUAAUACAUUAUAAUAUGUAUAAACAAAAAUGAUUGACAUGCUGUUUAUUGUUAUAUCGACAAGUAAAUCAUUGUGAAUAUUGCGUUACGAUGCAGAAAUGUUAAUUUAAAUGUUAAAUAGUUAGAACCAGAAACAUAUUCUAUAUAUGUAUAAAAAAAAAGUUGAAAGCUGUGGAACUGAGAGAGAAAAUAAAUCAAAACAAUUUAUGUCAA
Messenger RNA from Lutzomyia longipalpis, 4875 nucleotides. Its product is annotated as extracellular serine/threonine protein CG31145. Lineage: Eukaryota; Metazoa; Arthropoda; Insecta; Diptera; Psychodidae. The transcript has 13 exons. The record is from RefSeq and is a predicted model, not a curated record. The coding region runs from base 2269 to 3774 and encodes 501 amino acids. Gene Ontology annotation, cellular component: Golgi apparatus. Gene Ontology annotation, molecular function: protein serine/threonine kinase activity. Gene Ontology annotation, biological process: protein phosphorylation.